Molecule: messenger RNA, 4693 nt
Organism: Cuculus canorus (common cuckoo)
Lineage: Eukaryota; Metazoa; Chordata; Aves; Cuculiformes; Cuculidae
Gene: COLEC11
Product: collectin subfamily member 11
Exons: 7
Coding region: 389-1222 (277 amino acids)
Source: RefSeq, a predicted model, not a curated record
GAUCAUCAGUAUCAGUUUAAUUUUGGAAAUGCUCAGUGCUUUUCUCCAUCCUUCGAAUUUCGUUCCUAAGCGGAUGGCUGUUUUCUGCUUUAAAAAGCGAACUUUUAGUACAGCUGCAAAGCAGGGAAUGAAGACCGGUAUUGCAGAAGUGAAACAGAUGACAGAAGAUCCAGUGAGGGCUGGAAUUCCACCGGUGGAUCGUUAGGAGCAAGCUCAGGGAAAACCAAACCAAGUUGGAAGUAGUUGUAUACAGGAAUCCAUAAUCAAAUUUAAGAAUGUUUAAAGACAUAAAAUCUUGAUCUAAAUGAGCUGGAAUACGAGAGUAAACUCAGUAACGAGAAGUCCACGUGCCUGCUCUUCAGGAGUCAGUGACCUGUAAGUGCUCAUUAUGAAGAGAGAUCUGGUUUUCUUGGUGACUCUAAUUAGCCUUGCCCUCCUGUCACUGCUAAAGUCUGGAUAUCCUCAACAUAUUGCAGAGGAGUCCUGCUCUGUUCAAAUUCUUGUUCCAGGCCUCAAAGGGGAGGCUGGAGAAAAGGGGGAGAAAGGUGCUCCAGGUCGUCCGGGCAGAGUUGGACCUCCAGGAGAAAAAGGAGAAAUGGGGGACAAAGGACAGAAAGGCAGCAUUGGACGGCAUGGAAAAAUCGGUCCUAUUGGUUCAAAAGGUGAAAAAGGAGAUAAUGGUGACAUCGGGCCACCAGGUCCUAACGGUGACCCAGGCAUCCCCUGUGAGUGCAGCCAGCUAAGGAAAGCUAUCGGUGAAAUGGAUAUCCAAGUGGCCCAGCUGACAACGGAGUUAAAAUUCAUAAAAAAUGCACUGCCCUCCCCCGCAGCUGUCGCUGGUGUGCAUGAGACAGAUAAUAAGAUAUAUCUGCUGGUGAAGGAGGAGAAAAGAUACAAGGAAGCCCAGCUCUACUGCCACGGAAGAGGAGGGACAUUGAGCAUGCCCAAGGAUGAGACUGCCAACAAUCUGAUCGCCUCUUACAUCAACCAAGCUGGGCUCACCAGAGUCUUCAUUGGGAUUAACGACCUAGAGAAAGAGGGAAAUUUUGUCUAUUCUGACCGCUCGCCCAUGCAGACCUUCAACAAGUGGCGCAGUGGGGAGCCCAACAAUGCCUACGACGAGGAGGACUGUGUGGAGAUGGUGGCUUCUGGAGGGUGGAAUGAUGUCGCCUGUCAUAUUACCAUGUAUUUCGUAUGUGAAUUUGACAAAGAAAAUGUCUAAGCUUGCCUGCUCUUUCUUUAUUGUAAGAAAAGUUUUUAAGCUGAUUGUACGAGUUACCCCAUGUUUAUAGAGUACAAGGAAUAUUUUGCAAGUAUGUGGCAUUGUUGUUGUACAGCUGUAAAUACAAUUUAGGUAUUUCAAAUAUCAGUAUUUACCCUUCAGAAGGGAAGAGCAGUGACAAGACAUAGCUUGUUUUUUUUUUUCUGUAGGAAAAUAUAUGUAUUUAGAUGAUAAUGUGGUUUGGGGCUAUAUUCUGCUCUUGCAACCGGUGAUAAAUGCGAUUGCGUGGCUGUAAGGGAAGACAGAAUUUGGCCUCUAGUUGUUAGAAUGAUUAUUCCUGAAGACGUAGAUUCCUGAUAUCCUUUUAUCUUAGCAAAAUCUGUAGUUAUAAAUGUUAAUUGCUUGUAGUGCUACAGGGAUAUUUCAGUAACAAGACAACUAUUUUGUAUAAUCCAGUGAAUAAGUACAAACAUUACUGUAAGUUUAUUGGAUAUGAUGGUGUUACUACUUUUAUCUUUGAAAAGGAGCCAAAGCAAACCAACAAAUCAGGAGUUCCACCGAUAUUGUAAUGUUCCUUUAUUAAAGUGUUCACAGACAUAUGACAAGAAGGCACUUAGGUAAGCUGAGUUUUACUACUGAGGGAGGGCAAAGUUUUUGUAGUUUAAAGACUGAAAGAGGGAUCGCAGUCAGAUUUGUGUUCUCGGGUUGGCUAAAGGGAAAAAUAAGAUUUUGGUUCUCUGCAUUCUUUAGUUAGUGAAUGAUUCAGCGCAUGGCCUAUAUCAGGCACCAAAUAAUUUCCUAAAGUAGAUACGUUUCAACUUUAUAUGAGAUGAUCUUGGUGCAUCCUGAUACAAAACAUACAAUACCAGCCCUGCACAAUUUAAGGCAGGGAGACUUCAUAAAUAGGCAAUGAAUCUCAUCAAAACAAUUUAGUUAGUGGUUCCUUUGGGUAGGAAAGCAUCUUGCAUGUUUACUCAGAUUUUAAGGGUGACCCCCUGAAAGCAGCACAAGUUUCCAAAAUUUUUCUGAUUAUGUAUAUAGCAGUAAUAAGUAAUUUUGCACAAAUAAUUUAUGUACCCAAUUUACAAUUGCAUGAGAUGGAAAAUGUGAUGUGUAUUUAAAAAACAACAUAAUUUCACAAAGCAGUUUGUGUAUUAUUUUGAAGCUGUUACUUUGGAGUUGUUGGAACGGGUCCAGAGGAGGCUACAAGGAUGAUCCGAGGGCUGGAGCACCUCCCGUAUGAGGACAGGCUGAGAGAGUUGGGGUUGUUCAGCCUGGAGAAGAGAAGGCUCUGAGGAGAUCUUAUAGUGACCUUCCAGUACCUGAAGGGGCUACAAGAAACCUGGGGAGGGACUAUUUACAAAGGCUUGUGGGGAUAGGAUGAGGGGCAAUGGGGAUAAACUGGAGACGGGAAGAUUUAGACUAGAUUUUAGGAAGAAUUUCUUCACCAUGAGGGUGGUGAGGCCCUGGCCCAGGUUGCCCAGGGAAGCUGUGGCUGCCCCAUCCCUGGAGGUGCUCAAGGCCAGGUUGGAUGGGCCUUGGGCAGCCUGAGCCAGUGGGAGGUGUCCUUCCCUGUGGCAGGAGAGUUGGAAUUAGGUGACCUUUAAGGUCCCUUCCAACCCAGACUAUUCUAUGAUUCUAUGAUCUUCCUUGGAGCCGGUUACACACCAUCUUAACUUGCUUUUAGGCAUAGAAAGAUGUCUGCAAAAUCUCAGUGUUUCAUCCGGUAUAGCUUGCACAGCGUUUUAAGGUGAUUUUUAAGAAGAAAUUGUCCUUUGUAUAACGCAGUACUCAAAUAUACGUAUCUGAUCGUUAUGGGAGAUUGGUCUACAGAAUAUCCACAGUGGAUGUGGCGUGUGGUCCCAGAGUUUUCCCUAGAGCAAGACAAGAACAACUCAUAUCAACUCUACAGUGCCGUGGUAUAUAAGUAAUCAAUGAUCAUACAAUUCUCUUAAUAUCCACAAAGUCUGAUAACAUUUGAUGCGAUUCUGUAAUUUUAUGCCUAUGGAAACAAAUAAUUUUGCUCCCUAUAUUUACUCUGUGGAUUUGAAUCCUAGAUAUAGAUAUAUGUACACGUUUGCUAUUCAUUUUGAGGAUAAGCAGCAAACUCCUACAGUAUGUGAAUAUCAGCCCAGCUCCAGAACAAUUUCUCUAAGAGAUGAAAGGUCCUUUGGUUGCUUUUCUUUCUAGUAAAGGUAGGUACGAUACUAUGUCUUAGGCUUUCUUCCAACUGUAUAUUGAAAUCUAUUAAAUAAUGUGAAUGUGUUUUUACACUAAUAUUCAAAGCCCCGUUACAGAAUUUGCAGGGAGCCAACAGUUCCAGAGGAGCAAUUUGUUUCUUUAGAAUAGCGCCUUUUGAAGAUCGUGAUUGUUUCCUGCCUGCUAUAGAAAACCUCAGAAAUCAUUUACAUUUCCAACACAGCUUUGUUGAAUCAUUGUAGCUGUAUCAAAACAGUCCAAACCUGAAUUCGCUGUUUAUUUUUCACUCAGAUUUUGAAAGUCUCUGUUUCUGAUUUCCUCAGAAACAUGUAAAGAGGCUUUUUGAGGAGGUGGGAAGCUUUUUCAGAUCCCAAAUGCUCCUAUUUUAGCUGCAAGUCACACCACAUUUAUAGAGAUUGCCUGGAUGUGUGAAGCAUUUAAGCAGUCUCUAUUCCUAUUAAAAUUUAAGAUAAAAAAUAAAGGCAAUGGAAAAAACAUUUACUCCCCCCAGUUUUCGUGUUCUUCAGGAUGUAUUUUUGCAGCACUUGAUAUAUGAUAUAGGAAGGAAAUUACCUGUAUUGUCAGAGCCCUGCCCGCUGGCUGCAACAGUCCUUAUUUUGCCGCUUUGGCAAGGGGAACAAGGCUGGCAGAGAAGGUCUCCAGCUCUCCUGCAAGGAGCAAAGACUGCAUACCCGAUAUAUACCCCUGCGAGGAACGGAGCAAGAAAUGAUGGAGGGAUUGGAAACGAAUGAGCCUUUCAUCAUCUCCUUCACCCUCCAGUUGCUGACCCAGAUAGGUGGACUCUUGCUGGAGGCAGAAAUCAAUGUUGCGUGUAGUGCUCAGUCUGCUCGAAGCUUGCUGGUGCGCAUGGGAAGAUUUACAUUACUCUCAGCGGAAUUCAGAGCUACUGUUUUAGGAAAAAGAAAAAUUGAUAAGUUACAUUUAUAUGGAGUAUUUUCCACGUGCAUAAGCCCCUGCAUUGUAAUAUCAUUACUCUUUCUGUGUGAAUCGAUGGAAGACUUUGGAACGUGUCCUUCUGGCAAAUAUGCACUGAGGUUUCCCAGACUGAAAUUACAUACUUUACUUUUAGAUAAUUUUCCUCAUACAUAUUUCCCCAUGGCCCUUAUUUAUUUAAUUCUGAAUUAAGGGGCAUGUUGGUACAUUUUAAGAAAGAAACAAUCAUACAAUCCCUAGGUUGGAAAAGACCUUUUUGACCAUCAACUUCAACCAUACCUGUCCACUACCGAAUCGUAUCUCCAAACACCUCAUCUA